AUUUCUACUGUGAAUAAAGAUUGGUUGUAGGCUGAUUGAAAAUAGAGCAUUACGGUUAAGAGUUGUUCGGCACACCAGACCCAUACUUGCUACCCUUUGAUUUCUUAAAGCUUUUUUCUUUGAUUCAAUGUCUUGUCUCGUCCGUGACAGAUGUGGGAUAGCCUUUUUUUUUUUUUUUGCUUUUUGACAAAUGGCAGCUUCCAUCUGGAGACAAGACACUAGUAAGGGUCGAAUUUUGAUCUUUCCCUUUCCCUCUUUUUGCACUUUAGUUCCCAAGUAUUUUACCUUCCCUUACCUCUUUACCCUUAUCACCUGUAUUCUGUUUCCCUCUUUUUCUCCUUUGUAGAUUUUACAACUGUUAGAAUAGUAUACUUUUGCAAGCAUCCUAAGCUAGGUGUUUAACUUAAGUAAAAUUGGGAAUGUGUUGUUGAACUGAAUACAAUCUCCAAAUCUUCUUCACCGGGGAAACACAGGAAACAGAAACAGACUUUUUAAGAGCCUAAGAAAAACGAAAAUGGUGAGUGGGGCAGCCUCAGCAUGCUAUUCUGACAAAGAGAGAGAGAGAGAGGGACCAAUGUGAAUAAAAUCAAUACACUGCAAACUUAUGGACCUUAAACUCAAUAGGCCAGAUAGGCGAUUCCUCUGUCUCUGACUCUGCUUCUAUCUUGUUUUCCUCCCCUAAUUAUACACUGCAAACAGCUCUGUUUACUUAAAGUUGAGAUAGUACAACGUCAGUCUUUUUUUCUCAUCUUAUACCUUGAUAAGCUAAGCUCCCUUCAUCAUUAUAUCAACUUCACUUCUGGUAAGAAACAGCCUCUUUCUUUUCUCUGUGAACCUCUGCAUUGCUCUCUGAAAUAAAUAACAGCUUUUCCUUUAAUUUAGUGCUGAAUUAUUAUCAAGUCUGCUUGUGUUGUGUUUGGUUUCCUUCAAAUCAGUGCCAUACUUUUGUUCUCUACCCAUUUCUUAUCUUUUAUUAGCAGAUCCACCUUCGGUUCUAAAUACUUUUGCUUCAAUGAAUGUGUAGCCUGAGACUCAAAAUCAGCUCAAGAUUUACAAGAAGAAUCCAUGGGCUUCAAGAGGAGCAAUUCCCACUGCUUCAGCUUUCUCCUCCUUGUUUUCCUUAUGGUUCCUACACUAGCUCUCAACACUGAUGGGGUCCUCUUGCUUUCUUUCAAACAUGCCAUCCUCAGUGACCCAUUGUCAGUCUUGCAAAGCUGGAACCGUGAUGAUAAAACGCCAUGCGCAUGGACAGGAGUAACCUGCACUGAAAUUGGGCUUCCAGGAACACCAGAUAGGUUAAGGGUGACCAGCUUGGUUCUCCCUAAUAGCCAUCUUCAUGGUUCAAUAUCGGAAGACCUUGGCCAUAUUCAACACCUUCGCCACUUGGAUCUAUCAAGCAACAAUUUUAAUGGAAUUUUGCCAAGCUCCAUCUUUAACUCAACUGAGCUUCAGGUACUCUCUUUGUCCGCUAAUCUCAUCUCUGGUUCGUUGCCCGAAACUAUUGGUGCCCUGGCUAGUCUUCAGCUUUUGAAUCUCUCUCAUAAUGCCUUGGCUGGGAAGGUACCUGAAAAUUUGACAGCUUUGCAGAACUUAAGUGUUGUGUCUUUAAAGGGCAACUAUUUGUCAGGUAAUAUACCUAGCGGUUUCGAUUCAGUUGAGGUUCUGGAUCUGUCAUCGAAUCUUCUUAACGGGUCUCUCCCUUUGGAUCUUGGUGGUGUUCAUUUAAAUUAUUUGAACUUGUCUUACAACAAGAUUUCAGGGUCAAUAUCACCAGAGUUUGCAAAGAAACUUCCUCAGAAUGCCACCAUUGAUCUUUCAUUCAAUAAUUUAAGUGGGGCAAUUCCAGAGUCUGUAGCUUUGCUUAAUCAGAAAAUGGAGUUCUUUUCAGGUAAUAUUGAUCUAUGUGGGAAGCCAUUGAAAACCCUUUGCGCAGUUCCUUCAACACUUUCUACUCCUCCAAAUAUGUCCCAAUCCAUAUCACCAGCAAUUGCAGUGAUACCAAAUACAGUAGUCUCAACCCCAGUAACAAGCUCAUCACCGAACAACAUUCAAAACCAAGCACGAGGCAGUCUAAAACCAGGCACCAUAGCAGCCAUAGCUGUUGCAGACUUAGCUGGUAUAUCCAUUCUCGGCAUGAUCAUUCUUUACGUUUAUCAACUCAAGAAGCGAAAAGAUCAUCUCGACGAUCCAAGCACCGCAGCAACAAGCUGCAACGUCUUAAAACAACCGAAAGUCAUUGUCUCGAAAACAAAUGUGGAAUUAAGAACAAAAAUGCCACCAUCACCACCAUCAUCAUCAUCAUCAUCACCAUCAUGUUCAUGUUCAUGUUCAUGCAUGAAGUUAAAACUGAUAGAGGCAUCGGAGACUAACAGUUCUGAUAGUGACCUGGAAGAGAAAAACCAAGUCAUAAACGUAAACCAAAGACCAGGGAAGCUGGUGACAGUGGAUGGGGAAACAGAGCUGGAGUUAGAGACAUUGUUGAAGGCAUCGGCUUAUAUAUUGGGGACGAGUGGGUGGAGCAUUGUUUACAAGGCAGUGCUGGAGAAUGGGACUGCAUUCGCAGUAAGAAGGAUAGGGGAGAGUUCAGUGGAGAGGUUGAAGGAUUUUGAAAGCCGUGUUAGGAUGAUAGCCAAGUUGAGGCACCCAAACUUGGUAAAGAUUCGAGGGUUUUACUGGGGAGAUACUGAGAAGCUUGUUAUCUAUGACUACGUCUCCAAUGGCAGCCUCGCCUGCACCACAACCGCUUACAGAAGAUCAGGCUCAUCAUCGGUUUGGCAUUUACCUCUUGAAGCCCGUCUUAAAAUAGCAAGAGGAGUGGCUCGGGGACUGGCCUACAUUCAUGAAAAGAAACAAGUUCAUGGCAAUAUCAAACCAACCAACAUCCUUUUGGAUUCCAAUAUGGAGCCCAUAAUAAGUGAUCUGGGUCUAGACCGCCUUCUCUCUCGCAACGGCGCUACCUACAAACCAAACAAUUCUUCAUCAAUCAGGUUUUUAAGCAGCCAACGGUCCACAGCUUCUCGUGAUGCUCCAUCUGACCACCCCACAACCCCAACCAAUCCUAGCCCCCAUGCGGCUGCCACUUGUUCCACGCCCUAUCAAGCACUAGAAUCAUUGAAGAACCUCAAACCAAAUCCCAAAUGGGAUGUCUACUCAUUUGGCAUGAUUUUGCUUGAGCUCCUCAGUGGGAGGGUGUUGUCGACGGGAGAGCUGGAGCAAUGGGCGGUGGCAGCUGCUUCAAUCGAGGAAGAAAAGAACCGGGCGGUUCGUUUGGGUGACAUGGCGAUAAAAGGUGACAUGGAAGGCAAGGAAGAAGCCAUUCUAACAUUUUUCAGGUUAGGGUUUAGUUGCGUAUCAGUUGUGCCACAGAAGAGACCGUCCAUGAAGGAAGCAGUUCAAAUCCUAGAGAAAAUCACUUGGUGCUGAUAAAAUGGUGCAACAGCUUCAGGCUGCUUUCGACUCUUUAUUAAACCCUUUUGUUGACUUAAAAUGCUUUGGGCAUAAGGAGACCAGAUAGAUAUUUUGUUGAAUGUUGAUAGUAGUCAAUGCAAGAACAAAUGUACUUGUUUAACCCAUUAAUCUAAUGCAUAACCACCACAUACUACUACUA
This is a messenger RNA of Gossypium arboreum, 3607 nucleotides long. Its product is annotated as receptor protein kinase-like protein At4g34220. Gene Ontology annotation, biological process: protein phosphorylation. Lineage: Eukaryota; Viridiplantae; Streptophyta; Magnoliopsida; Malvales; Malvaceae. The record is from RefSeq and is a predicted model, not a curated record. Gene Ontology annotation, molecular function: ATP binding; protein binding; protein kinase activity. The transcript has 2 exons. The coding region runs from base 1066 to 3423 and encodes 785 amino acids.